Molecule: messenger RNA, 1505 nt
Organism: Mytilinidion resinicola
Lineage: Eukaryota; Fungi; Ascomycota; Dothideomycetes; Mytilinidiales; Mytilinidiaceae
Exons: 3
Coding region: 102-1307 (401 amino acids)
Source: RefSeq, a predicted model, not a curated record
CACUCCAUGAUUCCUACGACGGCAUUCUUAAGUCACUUUGAACAUUCUUUCUGCUGCUGGUGAUGAAUGAUGGAAGACUCUACUGGCAAACCCCCUGAUGAAUGGUAACGAUUUCUUUACUCGCUUCUCGUAUCCAUCGUCUUCAUGUUCUCAUCUCCAAAAGCGCAAUCGAAUUCCUAUGCGACAUCAGAUUCCACAGAUCCAUCGUGUUGCCUCCUGAUCCCACAAAAGGCCGCUUGAGCCCAUUGAGGUUCUCCUACAGCGACUAUGGAUACCACGACCCGUUGCACCCCGAAUCCGAAGCCGUCGUCCUGUUCUGCGGUCCCCUAAUGGGCGGCCGCUUCGCAUACGCCCAGCUCGACACCCUCCUCAAACGUCACCGAGUCCGAAUCAUCCACCCCGACCGCCCUGGCAUAGGCGGCAGCGACCCUGUCAAGCUCCAAGAUCGCAUCGCCACCUGGAUCGAACUGGUCCCCUACCUCCUAACCCACCUCGCCAUCCCCCACGUCUCGCUCGCCUCCCACAGCGGCGGCUACAUCUACGCCUUCAAUACCCUCCUCUCCCUGCCCCACCUCCUGCACCCCUCCACGCCCUACCUCGCCCUCUUCGCCCCCUGGGUCCACCCCUCCCACUCCGCCAUCACCUCCCUGGCGCUCACAAAGUACCUCCCCACGGCCGCCGUCGGCAAGUUCGCCGCCCUCGCGCGCUUCCUCAACCACAACGUCGCGCCCGUCGUCGGCUACAGCGGCGCGCUCCUUAACCAACUCAAGCACCACGCCCCCGCCGCGCUGCCGCCCGCCGCCGCCGCUUCCAACCGCGCAAGCCUCGACGCAGAAGCAGGAUCGGCGCUCGAUGCAGCCGACGCCGCCCUCUUCGCGAAGGCAGUCUCGACCACCUCGAUGCGCUACAUCUUCGCCGAGGCCACGGACGGCAUCUCGGAGGACGCGAAGCUCUUCCUGCGCAAAGGCGCGCACGCCGCGUGGUCCUUGCCCAGCCCGGCCCCGGAAUGGGCGGAUGUGGACGAGUUUGUGCCGCUGCUGUGCGCGGGGGUGUUUCUGAACAGCAUCACGGGGACGCUGGCGGUGGAUGUGUUCCACGCGGCGAGCGAUAGUAUGGUGGGCGAAAAGGGGCAGAGGUGGUUUGAUGAGUGCUGGGACGCCGAGCGCUGGCCGCAGGGCGUCGGGGAGCGGAUGAGGUAUAGGAGCCAGGUUGGGCCGGUGGGGACGGAUCAUAAUUUCCUGCUGGCGGAGGAGUGGGGGUUGAGUGAGGAGUGGGCGGGGAGGGUGAGGGAGAGUUUUCCGGUAUGAGAGCGGUGGGGAAGGACAGAGGGAGAUUAGGGGUGUGGAUGUGCUUUUGUGACGUUUUGGCUAAUAUUAGGGUUUGUUCUUAGAUUUACCGCGUCCCCUUUGACGAGGAGGAGUGGUCGGACGGUGCGCGAGCUCCGUCGUUGUCACGGAGAUCCAGUUUGAAGAACUGGCUUAGGGGUGGGAUGAAGAGCAAUCCGA